AUGGGUAUCUGCUUAGAAAUGACAAUCUCAUAUUUCUUCUUGUUUCUGGUUUUUGUCGUAGGCCUUGGAGGAGGCCAAAAUGGGUGUGAUGAAUUUCCGUGUGGAAGCCUUGGCCCAGCCAUUCGAUUUCCCUUCCGACUAAACAGCCAGCCACAUCACUGUGGGUAUCCUGGGUUUAAUCUAUCUUGCACUGAUAGAAACGAGAUGGUGCUCCAGCUGCCCAUUUUUGUGAAAUUCUUUGUGAAAAAUAUUGACUACAAAUCUCAGGUGAUUGAAGUAUACGACCCAGAUCAUUGCUUUCCAAGACAGCUUCAUACACUCAAUUUGGCUUCCCCGCCUUUCCGAAUUUUGAAACAACACUACCAGUAUGACUUUGCCUUAUUCAAUUGUUCCUCAACAGAAAAACAAUCCGACUAUGCGAUCUCUUGUCUUAGCGGCCCAGGCCACGAAGUUCGUGCCUUCCCUUCGUAUAAUGAUGACAUCAGCGAUUUGCCCAUUGCAUCUUGUAAAAAGAUGUAUAAUCUUCGAUCAAUUUCACAGGGUGUAGUGUUCGGUUAUGAUAAUAUUAAUCUGCAAUUGAAGUGGUCCGGACCAAAGUGCAGACACUGUGAAGAGAAAGGCAAGGGAUGUAGAUUGAAGAAUAAUAGCAAUGAAUCAGAAACGGUGUGCUUCACCAAACAUGCAAAAGGUAUAAUCAAUUUCUCCUCAAGUUUCUCUCUUGCUUCAAGCCAAUAUUGGUUUGGUUAUUUACAAUGA
This is a messenger RNA of Alnus glutinosa, 756 nucleotides long. Its product is annotated as putative RING-H2 finger protein ATL21A. Bases 1 to 756 code for a protein of 251 amino acids. Gene Ontology annotation, molecular function: polysaccharide binding. The record is from RefSeq and is a predicted model, not a curated record. NCBI's taxonomy places the organism in Eukaryota, Viridiplantae, Streptophyta, Magnoliopsida, Fagales, Betulaceae. The transcript has a single exon.